Ilex paraguariensis (yerba mate) is the source of this 753-nucleotide messenger RNA. The record is from the annotation of a GenBank genome assembly. Lineage: Eukaryota; Viridiplantae; Streptophyta; Magnoliopsida; Aquifoliales; Aquifoliaceae.
AUGAAAAUGGAACUUGAACUUGGUCUAGCCCCUCCAACCCAGAUAGGCUUCGACCUAAACAACGUGUUUCAACCAAAGGACAUGUUCAGAGAUAGAUGCGCUCUGGAAAUCAAAGACAAGGCGAAAAACAAGCCCAGUUUUGCAGAGGCAUUUGAGCAUGAUGGAGGAGCUGCCACUGACACUUUGCCUUUACUGCUGUGGAAUGGCCAACCAAACGAGGAAGAUGAUCAUCAAAAGAGACAAAAAAGGAGAAGAUCAAACACCAGCAUCAAGAGCGGUGCAGAAGAAGAUCAUCUGGUGGGGUGGCCAGCUAUUAAGUCAUGGAGGAGAAAUUUCUUCCACGGACAUGAAGAUUGUCAGCUCGUCGGCCACUGGAAGACUGAGAGAGGAAAUAGCAGAACAAAUACCACCAAUACCAUGUAUAUUAAGGUGAAGAUGGAAGGAAUGGCCAUAGGAAGGAAGAUCAAUCUAAGGCUUUAUCAUUCUUAUCAGACCCUUACAGACUCCUUGGUCAACAUGUUUAUUAAACGCCUAAAAAGUGACGUAGAUGGCGCCAAUUAUACACUGUUGUAUCAGGACAAAGAUGGAGACUGGCUGCUUGCUGGGGAUGUUCCAUGGCACGUGGAAGGAUUGUCUCUGGGGGGCGUUAAAAUGGUUAAAGCUCCAGGACUCCAGAUACAACAUGACACUCUUUUUGCCACCAGUGUAGUAGGGGUCUGUCGUGGAUCAGCAGAAAUACCUUGUGAUAUUUGA